GGUAGAACACUUCAGCUUCAAGUUGUUCCAGCUCCUCAGGAGUCUUGCUAAAUUGCUAAUUUUCCUACACUGAGCUGGAACUUCAUUCCUUCAGCCUCCCGGAGGGCUGGGAUUACAGGUGUGCACUACCCCUUCCUAUAAUUUUCAUACCCAUCGAGGAAACAUUGUCUGGGUGAUAUUAGGAAAGGAAAUGACUUAGUAUUCUGGACUACUAUGGCCUGUUUGGAAGAGAGGGAUGAUUCUUCUGUCUCACUGAUAUCUAGCAGGCCCUCACUAUGUGCUCUAUUCCAUUUUUCUGUGUCUCCUCUCAGGCUCCUGAGAAGCUGAGGGGAAAUGGAACAUGGCUGGUGACAGAAUUUGUGCUGGUGGGAUUCUCCAACCUCCCACACCUGAGGACCACCCUCUUCACGUUGUUCCUCCUCACCUACCUGGUCACCCUCAGUGGCAAUGUCACCAUCAUCACCAUCAUCCAUGUGGAUGGGACCCUGCACACGCCCAUGUACCGCUUCCUGGCGGUGCUGUCCCUCUCUGAGACCUGCUACACGCUGGUCACCAUCCCCAAUAUGCUGGCCCACCUGCUGAUGGAGAGCCAGGCCAUCUCCAUCCCCGCAUGUCGGGCUCAGAUGUUCUUUUUCCUGGGCUUGGGAUGCAGUCACUGCUUCCUCCUUACCCUGAUGGGUUAUGACCGGUAUGUAGCUAUCUGUCACCCCCUGAGAUACUCAGUGAUCAUGAGACCCACUGUCUGCCUCUGCCUGGGAGCCUUGGUUUUCUGCUCUGGGUUCUCAGUGGCCUUGAUUGAGACCUGCAUGAUCUUCUCCUCACCCUUCUGCCGUGGGGACCGCGUGGAGCACUUCUUCUGUGACAUCGCCCCGGUGCUGAGGCUCAGCUGUACCCAGAGUGCUCGCAAAGCCCUGGGCAUCUUCUUCCUGAGUGUCCUUGUGGUGCUGGUCUCUUUCCUCUUCAUCCUGCUGUCCUACGCCUUCAUCGUGGCUACCAUCGUGAGGAUGCCCUCAGCCACCGGCCGCCACAAAGCCUUCUCCACCUGUGCCGCCCACCUCACCGUGGUCAUUGUGCAUUUUGGCUGUGCAGCCAUCAUCUACUUGCGUCCGGACUCUGGGGCCAACCCUGAACAGGAUCGCCUGGUGGCGGUGUUCUACACGGUGGUGACACCGCUGCUGAACCCUGUGGUGUACACCCUGCGCAACAAGGAGGUGAGGGUGGCCCUCAGGAGGACCCUGACUCGUGACUGUGGAGGUUUGCGGUAAGGACUAGGUGUCCCUCAUUCAUGGCACACUAAAUUUUCAAUAACCCCUGUCACUCUCGAGACUCAGUUUCCCCACCUAGAAAAUAGGGACGCGUCUCAUACCAAGUGAAAUAGACUGUUGUCUAAUAGUGCCUGACAGUAGCAUAAAUUCAAUAAAACGUGUCUUUUCCUUGUCUUUGCUUCCUUGACUUUGCUUCCGGUUAUAUGAUCUAACAGUGCCUAACUCUGGCCAGGCGAGGGCGUCACUGAGCCUGCCCCAGUUUGGUCAACCCUGGAGAGCGAGUUAGGUCAGUAGAGAAGGACCAACACUAUGUUUAGCAUCCUUGCAUUUUGUCUAGGAAGUUCUUUUUUGUUUUUGGUCGC
Messenger RNA from Chinchilla lanigera (long-tailed chinchilla), 1627 nucleotides. RefSeq names its product olfactory receptor 10T2-like. Bases 276 to 1265 code for a protein of 329 amino acids. Gene Ontology annotation, molecular function: G protein-coupled receptor activity; olfactory receptor activity. The record is from RefSeq and is a predicted model, not a curated record. The transcript is spliced from 2 exons. NCBI's taxonomy places the organism in Eukaryota, Metazoa, Chordata, Mammalia, Rodentia, Chinchillidae. Gene Ontology annotation, cellular component: membrane. Gene Ontology annotation, biological process: G protein-coupled receptor signaling pathway.